AUUAAGAAUGGAUUUUAGUAUUGUCAGUCCUCACAGAGUCAAAAGUACGUAGCACUACAACUCCUACUACCGAGCAUCCUCUGUACAACUCUUCCUUUCAUCUUUAAUUCUUCCUAUCAUGUUUUAAUUCUUGCUUCAUCCUGUAAACUCCUCUUUCAUCUUGUAAUCUCAAGAAGGCUUUUCGAUUGACGCUCCCAAUUAUCGAGAAGGAGUGAGAGCGAGAUAAGACAUUAUCUAUAUUGGUAACUCCCGAUCCUUUGUUCGCACUAUCAAAACCGCUCGAAUUCUGCAGAUCAUCGCCAAUGGACGUUGUGGACGUCACCCAGCUCGAGCAGAUCCUCGACGUUGAAGACCACAUUUACGAUCUCUACACCCUGCGGGCCCCACCUGAGCACCAGCAUCUUGGCUACAUCAACCGCACUCAUGAAACUCUCGAGAUCUCCCUCAAAAAUGGCCACGAUUUGACCAUCAAACAGUCGUUGACAAGCUUGUCUUCGGGCAAGGAAACGUCUUCCACCGGGUUUAUUUGCUGGCAGGCGAGCGUGCACUUCGUGGACUGGGUGCUCUCGCACGACAGGUGUCCCGUGCACGAGUUGUUCAGCCAGAAGCCCAGCCUCCGAGUGCUUGAGUUGGGUUCGGGCAUUGGCGCCAUCUGUGCUUCAGCAUUGGCACCUUUGUGUAAGCACUACGUGGCCACCGACCAAAAGCACAUCUUGAAGCUCCUCAAGCACAACUUUGUCGAGAACGUUGCCAGCACCUGCUUGGCCAGCUCCACGGUAGAGCUACCAGAGGGACCCAAGAAGAAGCAGACUGGACGCGUCGAUGUCAUCGAAUACGACUGGGAAUAUCCCGAGAACGGCGACUUCAACUUGUCUGCGGUGGGUGCCUCUGCUCCCGACUUGAUCAUAGCCUGUGAUACUGUCUACAACGAGUAUCUCAUUCCGUUCUUUGUGGGGACAGUGCGACGGUUAUUGACUGAGGGAGCAGGUGCGUUUAUCGCACUACAAUUGAGAGAAUCAGAUAUCAUGGAAGCGUUCGUCAACGAGGUGUUGGACCAGGGGUUGCGGCUCUACUGUGUUCCCGAGGCGUUGUUGUCGCCAGAGUUGGUGCUGGGAUUUGUUGUGUACUAUAUAGCCGUGUAGCUGUCAAAGGGGAGACCUAUUCAAUUAAAAGAACCAUAGAUAAAAUAGAUACUCCGUUGAGAGAAGCAAAUUUGCGAAGAUUUCCAGCACUAAAGGCUUUGCCAACCACGGCCUCCAUGAGCAGUACUUGAGAAC
Molecule: messenger RNA, 1277 nt
Organism: Suhomyces tanzawaensis NRRL Y-17324
Lineage: Eukaryota; Fungi; Ascomycota; Pichiomycetes; Serinales; Debaryomycetaceae
Product: S-adenosylmethionine-dependent methyltransferase
Exons: 1
Coding region: 303-1142 (279 amino acids)
Source: RefSeq, a predicted model, not a curated record